AAGGUGAAACGAGCGAGGAGACGUAAACUCAAUCUUUUUCUUAAACAAGAGCUAAGUCUAAGAUGACUUACAAAUAAGUACUCAAAAACAAAAUCGGAAAUAUUAUGGUGACUUCCCCAGGUCUCUCUGCAGGUGGAGGUGUGCCACCUGGUGGCUCUCCUGGCGGUCCCUUUGCUGGUACGGAAUUCGGUGAAAUUUUACAGCAUGCGGUGCAGAUCAAGUUAUGAUGGGAAGGAGCAGGAAUAGGAAAACAAGGAAAAAAUUAUAUCAAGGACAAAAAGACUCCUUUAGCUUUCGCCAUAGAGACUCCCUUUAGCCGUAGAAAGGAGUACACCAGCACAAUGUCGUCGAUGCAGCUUAUAUAUAAUAUCGAUCUUCAAUCAUUUUGAAUCUUCUGGUGGUCAUAGGCAUAAGGACAGCUCCCGUAUCCGGUAGAAAGAGGUUGCUCUAAUGAGAGGCCAGCAAUCAGUGGAAAAACGCAAGCGCUUCGAGUCUCUGCCUCAAUUUACACAGCAUUCCCUUUUUUUCGGCGAAAGAGACGAAAUGCAGAGAAUGCGAGAGUGGCCUUUCGAAAAAAGAUUGGAAAAGUAUGGUUAGCAUCACUACUUGGAGGUGGAGGCACUGUUUCUUCAGGAGCUCUAUGUUACUAGAGUCUGAGUUGUAUGUUAGGCGUAUUAGAGUAAUAUGUAGCUUUUUCCAUCUCCAGCUCGCGCCAGCUUGAGCAUCUUUCUAUCUUCCAUGAAUUAGAUAGAAGGAAAAGUCUGAAUGAUACAGAUACUGACUCGGUGCAAGAACACAUUUAAUUGACAUUCGGAUACUCAAGAUCAUCUUCCUUUUUAUAUGAAGGUCAAGAUCAAGGUGCUGGAAAAUCAACCUACACUCUUUCUUGUUCAUGAAUAAGCGACGGAACUGAAAAAACUCGGCAAUCAGCUUUUCUCGAAGGGACAAUGCGUCGAGGUACUACUUCCCUAAAGUAAGUAAGUACUUACUACUAGUACUACAUCAGUAGGUCUACUUCUAGGUCUCAACACUGGAUGGUAGUUGUAGCUACGCAUAACGCCUCAUUAUAUUUUUUCAUCAGGCCAUCCACCAAUACGAGCUAGGGUGCACACAGGUCUUCCUCUUUUCCGGCUGGGUUAGCCUCUUUUGGCCCCCCUUUAUAUCAUGCUUAAUCUUUCCCUGACCUUGUUGUUCCAAUCUGGUCUGCGUGUUUCGGCUCUUCAAGCGCUGUACGAUCCCUAUUGAUUCUCUUACCUCACUGUUAGUACUGUUAACAUAUUACUGGUUGUUCCUUUUUCAUCAGGCCAUCCACCAAUACGAGCUGGCGGCAGCUUUGUUUGUGUGGGUCGAGAGUCGCGAUCCAGCGUGGAAGAAGAGCCAGCGAGGGAUUGACGAUGAUGUCUUAGUCGUUGUCGAGCCUGAAGCUGCUGUGCAGGAAAUUGUUAUGGAGAAGGCUCGAUCUUCAAGAAAAAGAAUACAACGGAGAUGAAGGUUCCAUCUUCAAGAAAAAGAAUACAUGAUCAGCAGAUCCAAGGACAAGAAUUAGCACCUAUCAUCAAUACGGAUCACGAAUACCGUAUCGAAAGAACGCUUUCGCUUCCUUGAAUUAGACUGAUUUGUACUUCUAAUCAUCGUAUUGAUACAGACGCUUUUUUACGGACACAUGGAGGCAGCGUUUCAACCAGUCUUUGCCGCGAAGAUGGUAACCGUAUGGCUUGUUUCAUCGUAACCAUUACUUGGCGUCGAGAAGAACCUCGAAAAAAUGACUUUGCUUUCUUACCACAGCCAGGAGUACAUUUCGUUUUGGACAGUAAGAAAACAGACUAAGUAGGUACUCGACAAGUUGUAGGUGAUCAAUGCAUCAACGAUAGAAUGAAAGUUGUGUAUCUUUCUAUUUUCACUGGAUAGGUACGGGUCCUCGUAUAAUCACGUAGGCCUCAACCGGCCUCGGUCUGCUCUAAUCGCAAAGUGGAGCGGACUUCGCCGACUAGGGCGCGUCACGAAAAGAGCAAGGUACUGCCUAGUCGAGUACAGAUGCCAACACCCGAUGAAAAAAAAGAAGAACAUCAAGAGACCAACAGCAAUAAUAGCACUACAAUUGCUCCAGGCUCGUUUACGUCUGGUGGUAGUAGUAGUAGCACAAGCAUCAAGUGGAACAGCACGAACAGCACUUCUUCGGAAGAUGUGGAACCAGAACGAAGUAACACUGCUACUGGCAAUGGAACUACAAAUAAUAAGACGAAUCCGCUCUACGAGACAGAAGCACAUCAAACAGCCGUACAUUAUGAGAGAAAAACAAGUUCUCAACUUGAAGUUUGAUACUGUUGCAUUUUAGGGUACGAUAGAUAUUGAUAUGACUUAGUUAUCAAUCAUGCAUAUGGAGUAACUAAAUAAACCUAGCAGGUAGUUAUCUUCAUUACUACCUUCUACCUAGUAGUUCUAGUUCUAGUACAACGCAAAUAAGAAAACUUUCAACAUCUAACCAAAGUUUCGCGAAACUUGCGCACUGAACAUCGCUGCUGCGUUUUUGAAACAGCAAGAAUGGGCCCAAUGCCGUAAAGUCUGCACCUUUGUCCUGCAGCAUAAUCCUGGAUCUUAUGGAAGUGAAAUGAAAUAGAAAUUGAUCGAUCCAACCAGCUUCUUACUCAGUCGGCAGGAGAAGGAGUAGAACGUGAACGCGUCAGCAGGGUUAUUCGUCAGCAGGAGUAGAACUCUCUUGAUUCUAAGACUACGUAAAAGCGCUAUACAGACGUGCACAGGCUUUGCUGGGUCCGGCAGGCUGCGGCAAUUUGGAGACCGAUUUAGCACUAGAGGACCUUGCACAAGCAUUGAAAGUACAACCGGACGCCAAGGAGGUAUCGACUUUUCAUCUUUGGAUGAUUAAUAAGAUUGCAAUCAACGUCAACCUGUCUCCUGCUCAACACCUGUCAAUAAGAUGCGCACAUAUACCUGUCUGCUCAACACCUAUUUUUCAACAUUCUCCACCUUAUUUAUUUCUGAUAGGUCCGCGACCUCUAUAACCGAUGUAAAGCGGAACGCGACAAGUCAAAUCGUAAAGAAGCGACUGCUUUUCGCGGUAUCUUUCGAGGAGAGAAGGACUUUCAACUCUCGGAUCAUGCUGAGGAUGGAGCAGAUCAGACACAUAAGAAAGAUUUAUGGAUGAUGAUCUACUAGUAACGACCUGUACCAAGGGCUAUACAACUAGCGCGGCUAGCACUCCAAAUGAGAAAACGUUGAUGAUGAUCUACUCGUGACCUGGAACACAGUUUUUUUCCAGGUUUUUAAGUCUCCAGGAGAACCUUUUGAUUUUUAAGUCUAAAGGAGAAGUUAGUAGGUGUUUAAUUACAAGCCAUAGGGGAGGUGUAGUACUAGAGGCCAAGGGACGAGAUGUUCCUCUUCCUUCCUUACCUCUGAAGAAAGUCAUGAAUAAAACGUAAUGCUGGAACCACGUCUAAAAGACGCGCCCCCUUUACCUCGGAAGAUCAUGGACGCGAUCAUGCUGCGGGAUUUGUACUAUCGAAACGGCAAGAUCGAAGAUGCUAUAGCGCUUGAUAAACAGAUCGAGGCAGCAAAAGCUGCGUUUCUGGCACCUGUGGAUUAUUACAACCCAACACCGCAAAUGAUCGAGGAUGCGAAAAAACAUGAUAUAGAUCUUAAGGCAUAUGAGCUUGAUGAUAGUUACACUUUUCUCUUUUCUAUCUUCCUCUGGUCUUUCUUUUUUCUAGGUAGGUCGGCUCCACCACAGUUUUUAGAGGUCAGAUUACAGAUUGCCGAGUAGAUUUACAUCAUCAGAGUACAGAGUACAGAGUACAAUAUACAGUUGUAGUAGAUUUAGACAUGAUAGGACGAGAGGAGAGAACCACGACGAGAGGUCAACUCUGAUUGAUUUGUUGAACUGAGUUGGGUUUUAGUGAAUACCAAACUAACGACUUCAACUUCUAAAGAGUUGACAUAUACUAAACUUCAACUUCUAAACAGUUGACAGACCCUUUGGUGCAAGCAGAAUUGGCAAAGCUUGAAGAGCGCAAGCGGAAUGGUGAGAGUGUCACCGACCUCGUCAAAGGCCUUGAAAACGAGGAAGCCCUACUCCUCGCAGAAGACAGCGCAGGCGGUGACUUAUGGUUGUAUUGAUUCUGACACUGACUUAGACUGUCUGACAAAAGAGGUUGAUAAUGUUGGUGACUUGAUCGUGAUCAGCAUAUACUGACUUGUGAAUUUGGGUUGCUUGUGAAUUUGGGUUUCGCUUGUAAUGAUAGUUAUCAAGUUCAAGUUCUAACGUGUCCAUCUGUAAUUGAAGGGACGCGGAAGAGACGUGGACAAGGACGAGGUAUUCUUUUCAAUUUUUUUUGGUCAUCACUCACUCUCACAAGGACAUAUGAAUGUGUCACAGUCACAUGUAUGAUUUAGAUAACAAACAAGAACUCAGCACGAUCUGUGUAGAUUGGGCGAUAGCAACCUAUCCUAUCCUAUCCUAUCCUAUCCUAUCCUAUCCUAUCCUAUCCUAAGAACGAGAGUCGUUCUGUUUUCCACAAGGCCGAGAAAAAAUCACAACAUGAAAUCGGAGUUGCAUUGAAUCAAUCACUCAAUUUCUUCAACUAAAAAAUAUUUGAAUCUUUCCACAACCAACACAGAUGAAUCGCGAUAUCCCCAAUGGCAGAAGGUCAGUGGCGUUCUCCUCUCAAGCAUUCCACUGCCUAUACGGAUGAUUGGUGAGCGCUUACGGGUAGAAAUGCAAAAAUUCUUGCCUCAUUGGUUUCUGGAACUAUCCGAACAAGACCAACGAUGGUGGUGUUACUUUUUUGCUUUUUUGAUCUUCGGUUGUGCUUACCGAUUAGGGUGGAAUUUUGGCUUUCCACGAUGACAGCGCAGCACUCGUAGCUGUGUUGUUCUUUAAGGGCUAAUGACAGCACCGCAGUCCUCGUAGCUAUGUUUAUUGUCUUGUACUUAGAUAGUUGUUUUCGUGUAUGAUCAUCUUCUUGUAAGGGUCGAGAUGGUUGAUGCUGGGUUGGAGCUUGACUAUCUCAAAAUUCUACUGCGAUCUUAACAUGAUCAGAGAACAAUGAGAAUGUUUUUUAUAAACUUCUUCAAAAAUCUUCUUCAGGAAUCGUUCGGCUUAGUUUUUUUUUUCGCAUUAUAUCAAUCCUACUCUGCCAACACAUUGGUCCUACUCCACAGAAUGCUUGCGUACGUGGUAAUUAUCCGCACGCGGAAGCAAUGACAUGAGCAUGAGCAUAAUCUUGCGUCGUGAAUCUCCAACUCCAACAGUCAAUCUUUGAAAGUGCUGAAGCAUGGCUUCUACGAGAACU
Messenger RNA from Amoebophrya sp. A25, 5306 nucleotides. The record is from the annotation of a GenBank genome assembly. Lineage: Eukaryota; Dinophyceae; Syndiniales; Amoebophryaceae.